This is a messenger RNA of Aspergillus melleus, 360 nucleotides long. RefSeq names its product cupin domain-containing protein. NCBI's taxonomy places the organism in Eukaryota, Fungi, Ascomycota, Eurotiomycetes, Eurotiales, Aspergillaceae. The transcript is spliced from 3 exons. The record is from RefSeq and is a predicted model, not a curated record. The coding region runs from base 1 to 360 and encodes 119 amino acids.
AUGGCCGUCAGUUUAGUUUACCACCCAAAGGCUCAGUCCACCUUCAAGCCUCCCUUGAUCGCCAAUGAGAACGCGUUCCUGGGAGAUAUUGACUCGAGCGAUCGAUACAACCCCGAAAAACCCAUCACCGCCGGCUUCUACCGGCUCGAGAAGGGUACCCCGCUCGUUUACGAAUACCCCUACGAUGAAAUGAAGAUCAUCCUCGAGGGCGAGUUUGAAAUCUCCGAUGAGACGGGCCAGAAGGUCACGGCGUCUCCGGGCGAUGUUUUCCAUUUCCCUAAGGGAUCGAAGAUAACGUUCUCAACCCCAUCGUACGGGUUGGCAUUUUUCACCGGGCAAAAAGCCAAGGGAGUCAUUUAA